Agelaius phoeniceus (red-winged blackbird) is the source of this 4113-nucleotide messenger RNA. The record is from RefSeq and is a predicted model, not a curated record. NCBI's taxonomy places the organism in Eukaryota, Metazoa, Chordata, Aves, Passeriformes, Icteridae.
AUGAACACAGGGUCUGAUUCUCAGUCUCCAGAUUCAGCAAAAGGCUUCAGGAGCGUGCGGCCAAACCUACAGGAUAAAAAAUCACCAACUCAGGCACCUCUGCCACCUCCUAGAAAAGAAAGCUUUCGGAAAGCAAGAGUAACUAAUCCCGAGAACGAAAUUAAUCUCCAGGCAGGAACUGCUGGCCCAGCUAAACACCUCCUCUCAGAUACUGCCUAUUACACUAGUGAGACAUUUGUGCAGGAGACAAUGUCUUCUCAAAUAUCUAACACAAGUGUGUCCUAUGCACAGAAAAUCAUUAAACCCCUGCCCUCAGUCUCCAGUGCAGACACAGGCACAGUAGCUGGCAUUAGCACCACUCUCCAUCAAGGCCAGAGGCAGCAGUCUCAAAAACGUAAGAUAUCUACCCUGAAAUUAACCCGGACACGUGACCCAGCAAGUAGCAUUCCUUGUCAUUCACAGCAACAGCUCAAGCCUGUUGAAGAGCCAGGGUUUUCACAGAGGCCUGUCUCACCUGCCUGUAACCCCCUGCCUGAGAUACACACAGCAUCUCUUUCCGUUCAGAUAGUUCCCACCCCUGACAAUAAAGCAGAGCCUGAAAUCCAAGAUCAUCCACCUAGUAUUUCUCCAGACACUUCAAAGAUGUCUUCAAAGGAUUUGGGACAAAAGUCUACAGUUCUUCCUUCUUCACAGGCUGCAGAAUGCCAUGUGCUUGGAAACCAGAAAGUAACUGCCCCUGUGAUGGAGGUAAAUGCUUCACAGACACACAGACAAACAGCAACAGAAGCUUCUCCACUGCCUCUUCCUUCUCCUGUGGUACCAGUUAACAGAGCCUCUUUCUCACCAGACAGUGGCACCCACCCAGUACCAUAUUCCUUGCCAACGCUUGAUGAUUUUUUGCCUUCCCUCUUUGAUCAGAGCCCAGCCCUGUCCCAGUGUCCAUACAAAUGCCCGUUCCUGGCUGCUGCCAGUGCUGCCCCCAGGAACAGGAGCGAAGCAGCCUCUGUGAGCACAGACUCUGCCAUGAGCGAGUGCUCCUCGCGCACGCUGAGCGAGUGCUCCACUGCCAUCCUAGAUGAGCUGCAGACUUGUAGCUAUGAUACCACUGACUGCUCUGAAACACCUUCCCCAACCCUGAGCCAGAUGUCUGCUGUGUCAGAUGGCACCACCUUAACCAACACUGCUGCCACCUCUCAUGCUCAGAUCACAGUGAAUGGGAAUUCUGGCACUGCUGCCAGCCCAGUGAGUCACUUUCAAAGGCCUUUUUCCCCUUCUUCAGCUUACCCUCCACCAGCUUCACUCAAUUCCAACAUUGUUAUCAUGCAGCAUGGCAGGAUGAUGGAGUCCACAGAGACAUACUCACAGCAUGUUCAGAAUGUUGGCACCACCACCACCACCAGUACAAUACCAAUCUGUAGAUCCUCAGAAGAAGAAAAAAAAAUUACAGUAAUUAAAGCUCCACAUUAUGCAGGGAUUGGCCCGGUAGAUGAAUCUGGAAUCCCUACAGCAAUUAGAACGACAGUUGACAGGCCAAAGGAUUGGUACAAGACAAUGUUCAAGCAAAUCCAUAUGGUUCAUAAGCCUGAUGACGACACAGACUUGUAUAAUACUGCAUAUGCAUACAAUACUGGUAGCUACAGUCCAUCCUUCUCUGCUCAGGCACACCCAGCUGCAAAGACACAGACAUAUAGACCACUGUCCAAAAGUGCUUCUGACAGUAGCUCCGAUGCCUUUAAGGUCUCAUCCCCUUUGCCACCCCACGUGCCACCACCAGUACCACCACAUCGUAUGAGGCAACGCUCUACACCAGAAAAGAAUGACUGGGACCCUCCUGACAGAAAGGUAGAUACUCGCAAGUUCCGUUCUGAACCAAGAAGUAUUUUUGAGUAUGAGCCGGGAAAGUCAUCGAUCCUUGAGCACGAACGACCGGCUUCCUUAUAUCAUCACUAUUCAACAGACAGAGGCCUGGACAGGCCCUCCAGUUCUGCAAGUACUGCGAGUGACUACAGAAAGCGAAGGAAGUCAGAGCCCGCUGUGAGUCACCAGAGGGCACACAGUGACCAGAACGCCAACAGACCUAACCUGGGUCGUACAGACACACAGGGCUCAUGUUCCACCCUUAGGAAGCCUUUAACUAGCUCAUCUCCUUCUUCUCCAUCACGAGCUAAAGACCAGGAGUCUCCUGGAAGCUAUUCUUCUGCUUUCACUGAUGUGGGACGAUGUACUCCAAGGGAGAGAAGAGGAACUACAGACAAAGAGAAACUGCCAGCUAGAGCUGUAUAUGACUUUAAAGCUCAGACUUCUAAAGAGCUGUCCUUUAAGAAAGGAGAUACUGUCUAUAUCCUCAGGAAAAUUGAUCAAAACUGGUAUGAGGGUGAGCACCAUGGAAGAGUUGGAAUAUUCCCAAUUUCUUAUGUUGAGAAACUUUCUCCCCCAGAAAAAGCACAGCCUGCCAGGCCACCUCCCCCUGCACAGAUUGGAGAGAUUGGAGAAGCUGUUGCCAAAUAUAAUUUCAGUGCAGACACAAAUGUGGAGUUAUCACUUAGAAAGGGAGACAGAGUAAUUCUUCUUAAGCGAGUUGAUCAAAACUGGUAUGAAGGUAAAAUACCAGGAACCAACAAACAAGGCAUCUUCCCUGUCUCCUAUGUAGAAGUCAUCAAAAAGAAUCCAUCAAAAGGUGUAGAUGACUAUCCUGACCCUCCAAUACCCCAAAGCUAUUCUAGUGACAGAAUACAUCAUUUAAGUUCAACUAAGCCACAGCGCCCUGUGCUUUCUCAUGAAAAUAUACACGGUGGGGGGGAACCGUUUCAGGCUCUAUAUAACUAUACCCCUAGGAACGAAGAUGAAUUGGAGCUCAGAGAGGGAGAUGUCAUUGAUGUGAUGGAAAAAUGUGAUGAUGGAUGGUUUGUGGGAACUUCAAGAAGAACCAAAUUCUUUGGUACUUUCCCUGGAAACUAUGUCAAGAGGCUGUGAAAUUUUUUUUUUCUACUUAUUUAUGCUGCAUCUCUGCAACACAUCUGCAUAAAGCUGCUAGAAAACAUGCUACGCUGGCCUUCUGUUUUCUCGCUUGCAGUCUCAAAUAGAGGCCAUCUAGUUCACCCUCAUCCCAUCCCACCCGCCAAACCGUCCCAGCAGUAUUACAGCAACGACCACAGUGUGAAUAACUAAGCUUUUCUGAGACAAGAGGAAGCAUUUCAACAUUUAAAUACUCCCUGGUUUAAAGUAUUUCCGUGUGAAACACAAUAGGAAAAAGCCUGAUGACAGGUACAUAAAUGAGUUGCCAUGGGGGGGUAGGGGGGAAGGGGGAAAAAAAAUUAUUCUUAUUUUGAACAUUUGUGGUACUACCAUGAAGUCUGGUGGGAUUUUUUCAGCAUGCAUGUAAUACAGAGGAAAGUUGCUGUUUACUAUUUUUUAAAAAUUUGAUUUUACACAUUCUUAUUAGCUUGGUAGCAUUUGUUGCUUCCACAUUGCUGUGUCACGGGUUUGCCUAUUGUACUGGUUUACAAUGUAUGACAAACUAUAAUAUAGACUUUUUGCCUGCACUUGUAUGCUGUAACAAAUGCACAGUGAUUGUAAAAUCUCAAGCAAGCAAAGUGAAAAAUGGAAGAACUGCAAGUGUUCUGAACGGGUGCAAUGGUAUUGGCUAAAUCUUUUAUCUUUUUUUCCCUAAUGAAAAACUGUAGUGAACCUGUAGUGUUUUCUGUUAAAAAGUAAGAAGUGCAAAAGGCACAAAGACUGGGGAAAGAGGAUUUAAGGAAGAGCAAGACAGUGCUGUAAGCAUAGACAAUAAUAACCUGCUAUUGAUGUCUGAUAUUAAAUGGUUGUAAUCAAAAUGUUGUAAUAGUAAGCAACAUGAAGUGUAAGAGGUAGUGUUUUUACUUAUCAGGAAAUUAAAGAAGCAGGAAGGUAAACAGUGUUAGUGCAAAGGGUUGUUGGAUUUUGGUUUUUUUCUUUCCUAACAUAGCCACCUGAAAAAUAUUCACAAGCAUCAUGUACUGAUUUAUUUCACUAUAUAUGUGUAUGUAUGUUAAUGAAACCCAAGUUACACAUUCUUUUUAGGAAUUUAGACAGAAAAAAGAAGUCACAAGUAUUAAAACAAAUAUAUUUUAGAGG